AUGGAAAACAAGAUCAUAUCUGAAAAUUUGAAGUAUUCUUCUAAUAGAGCAAUUGCUUCCCAGAAAAAAAUCAAAGAAGUGAGAGCUCGUCAAGAAUCAAAAAUACUACGAAGCAGUGCAUAUUGUUUUCCUCAUUAUUCACAACAGAUAACAUUCAUAAAUGAAUUAGCAGUUAGUAAAUCAGCUGCUACAAAUCAGAGGCGUAAAUGGUUUGAAAUUCAUCCACGGCCAAAAUCGCUGGUUCAGAAAGAUGAUAUUACUGAAUAUUUUAAAAGAAGCGAAACAAUUUCUGAAAUGGUACGGAGGAAAGAACUGUCACUUUUGCGCAUUAUACAGAAAAAAGAAGUGCUUAUGGAAUCCACAAAAACAGUAUCGAAAAUGCGACAGAAAAAGUUAUCCUUGCAAUCUUAUGAAAAGCGAGAAGCAUCGUCACAUCAUUUUAUUUCUUGGAAGCACAAGCAAAAAUAUUCAUCAUCACUGGACAUAUUUGAAAGAGAUUCUUCGAGUGUGAAUUCUAGCGAUAGAUUGGAUUCUCAUAAUCUGAAUUCUGGACUAACAUUGCAAAAGCGAUCGUCGUUAUCAACAUCGCUUCAAAUAGUAGAAGAUGAAAAUUAUGAAAGUUCUGAUGAUGAGCAAGAACCAAUGAUAGAUGUUGGUAGGGAUGAAAAUGGAAUGUAUGAAGUAGAACGUAUCCUUGCUAGAAAAAAAUCGGAGAAUAGAUGGCUUUAUUAUAUCAAAUGGGUUGGAUGGCCUUAUAAGCGAAGUUCGUGGCAAACUCGAUGUACGUUUGGGAAUAUGUCUGAAACGAUAAAAGAAUUUCAUGAUCGGGAAAGAGCACUUUCAGUUGUAGUACGUCACAAACAACAAUGGUCGCAACCGAAAAAAAUAUCACAGUUACACAGUCUUAUGCGUUGGGAAAAUGAAAUUAAUACUGUCUUACGACAGAACGGACAACAAAUUCUAUAUAUCUAUAACGAUGUCGAUUAUACGAGGCGCAGGCGUGAUUUCAAGUAUAUCACGGCAAAUAAGUGGUCAGCUGAAGCAAAAGCAUGCAUGACUUCGAUGAAUUGUAUUCGUGAGAGGCGCACUUGUGAGACGAAAAAAUAUGGUAGUGGAGGAAAGUGUUGCUCAGUGGAUGGACGUCGUUAUAUAGUGGCAAUAGUUCGUACGGAAACUCGUGGUUGGGGUAUUUUUGCUUUGGAAGAUAUACCACCAAAUGUAUUUGUUACUGAAUAUAUUGGAGAAGUGCUGACCGUUGCUGAAGGUGAUUCUCGUCAUGAUAGCAUGUAUCAGUUUGAGCUGAAUGGUUACAAUGAAAUAAAAUAUCUGAUUGAUGCAAAAUAUUACGGAAAUGAAGCUGCUUUUAUUAAUCAUUCCUGUGAUCCAAAUUUGGUUGCUAUUCCUGUUCAUGUUGAGCGCCUCGAUCAAUUCCAUCGAAUUGGACUUUUUAGCAAGUGUCAAAUUUCUCGAGGACAAGAGCUAACAUUGAACUAUUUUGUUGGGAAAUAUAAACCAAAAACGAUAUUAACAUCAAAAGAGGGGAGUAUGAAAUGCUCUUGUGGUGCUUUGAACUGUAUGCGGUAUUGGCCACGUCUUUCUGACAAUGCUAUUGACGAUAGUGGAAGCGAUGAUGAUAAUAAGGAAAAUAGUUUUGACAUCAAAGCUAUGAGUGCAUUCAGAUAG
Molecule: messenger RNA, 1683 nt
Organism: Brugia malayi
Lineage: Eukaryota; Metazoa; Nematoda; Chromadorea; Rhabditida; Onchocercidae
Product: SET domain containing protein
Exons: 11
Coding region: 1-1683 (560 amino acids)
Molecular function (GO): protein binding
Source: RefSeq, a predicted model, not a curated record